Pelobates fuscus (common spadefoot toad) is the source of this 1910-nucleotide messenger RNA. It is a transcript of the gene CCKAR, whose product is annotated as cholecystokinin A receptor. Gene Ontology annotation, biological process: neuropeptide signaling pathway. NCBI's taxonomy places the organism in Eukaryota, Metazoa, Chordata, Amphibia, Anura, Pelobatidae. Gene Ontology annotation, cellular component: plasma membrane. The transcript has 5 exons. Bases 160 to 1464 code for a protein of 434 amino acids. Gene Ontology annotation, molecular function: neuropeptide receptor activity; gastrin receptor activity. The record is from RefSeq and is a predicted model, not a curated record.
UUUGAAGGCUGUAUAGGGGGCUCUGGCAUUCACCGUAUUUUACAUUAUUUUUACAUUUUAUAUUUAAUGGGAAGGAUGGGUACAGCUGUGUGAACAGGAAAAGCGUCAAAUUUCUUCAACAAAAUUUUAAAUAAAAAGGGGCACAUCUGUGUCUGAAGAAUGGAGACUGUCUAUGAGUUCCAGUUUGAAAAUGACACAGACUACCAUGGGCUACUUUGUGACAUUACAGAUAAUGGGACCUUCACAUGUAUGGAGGAAUAUCGUCUAAAUACCACUCUUCCAACCCGAGAAAUGCACCAGACAGUGAGGAUCCUGCUGUAUUCACUGAUAUUUCUGCUAAGCGUGCUGGGGAACAGCCUGGUUAUAGUUGUGCUAAUAAGAAACAAGAGGAUGCGAACUGUCACCAAUAUCUUCCUGUUGUCGCUUGCAGUCAGUGACCUCAUGCUCUGCCUGUUCUGUAUGCCUUUCACCCUCAUCCCCAACCUGCUCAAAGACUUUAUAUUUGGCAGCACAGUCUGCAAAGCUGCAACUUAUUUUAUGGGUAUAUCGGUAAGUGUGUCAACCUUUAAUCUGGUGGCCAUAUCUCUGGAAAGAUACAGUGCUAUUUGUAAGCCUUUGCAGUCACGAGUAUGGCAGACCAAAUCCCACGCACUGAAGGUAAUUGCCGCAACCUGGUGCCUUUCCUUCACAAUCAUGUCACCCUACCCAAUAUAUAGCACUUUGGUGCAGUUUCCAAAAUCCCAAAAUGCAACGGGCAACAUGUGUCGUCUUCAGUGGCCUAGCGACCUUACUCAACAGUCAUGGUAUACCUUCUUGCUGUUAAUCCUUUUUCUUGUUCCUGGGAUUGUUAUGUCAAUAGCCUACGGAUUAAUAUCACUCGAGUUAUACAGAGGGAUACGGUUUGAAGUCAACCAAAGAAAAGAACGGGCCAACAGCACAAGCAGUAAUCAGUUUGAAAACGGAGAUGGUUGCUACUUACAGAAGACAAAAAGAAAGAUGAAACUAGAAAUGCAGCAGCUCUCUACCCACAGCCGAGCUAAGAUUGAAAGAGUUCGGAGCAACAGCUCAGCGGCCAACUUGAUGGCAAAAAAACGAGUGAUCAGAAUGCUUAUUGUCAUCGUUAUCUUGUUUUUUAUCUGCUGGACCCCAAUAUUCAGUGCCAAUGCCUGGAGGGCAUUCGACACAACUUCAGCAGACAUCAUCCUCUCCGGUGCACCUAUAUCUUUUAUUCAUUUGCUCUCGUACACUUCGGCCUGCGUGAACCCAAUCAUCUACUGUUUCAUGAACAAGCGUUUUCGCUUGGGUUUCCUGGCUACGUUUGCUGGUUGCCCUAGACGAGGGGUGGAAAGCCGAGGAAUGGGACCAGGGAUUGCAGAAGAUGAGGGCAGGACCACAGGUGCUUCACUUUCAAAGUACACGUACACCAACAUCAGUAUAUCUGGUACAGCAUCUGCCCCUACAUGAAUAAAACUUUUCAUUGGAAAAUAAAGGACCGACCAUAUAUGUACACAACCAUAUGUUUUGUGAGAUGGUGAGAUGGAUUGUCUUGAACUAAAAUGUUUUUUGUUUUUUUUCCUCUCUCAUCAAAUAACAUAACGGAACAAAAUGGUAUAUAGUACCACCAGGAUUGCUGCUACUGUGUUGCUCUUUUUGCCAAAGAAUCGAGGGCAGUUUGAUAUAUCAAUUGCUUUAUGACAAUUCUAUCCUCAAAUAGCUGCAUACACUCAUUGAUAACAUAAACAACAUACUUCAUAAACAAGCCGUGUCAUUGGUGAAGAAACAAUAACUCACUUGAUACAAGGAUUGUGCUUAUAUUUAUAGUCUGGCAUCUGGCUGCAUGGGAUCAUAGACUAAACACAAGCAAGGGCAGUACGGUUGCUCACUAAAGUGUAACAUUAUAAGGGUUUAUU